Molecule: messenger RNA, 2447 nt
Organism: Syngnathus acus (greater pipefish)
Lineage: Eukaryota; Metazoa; Chordata; Actinopteri; Syngnathiformes; Syngnathidae
Gene: babam1
Product: BRISC and BRCA1 A complex member 1
Exons: 11
Coding region: 581-1696 (371 amino acids)
Biological process (GO): double-strand break repair; positive regulation of DNA repair; mitotic G2 DNA damage checkpoint signaling
Cellular component (GO): nuclear body; BRCA1-A complex; BRISC complex
Source: RefSeq, a predicted model, not a curated record
AUUAUUACCAGAAAAGGAAUAUAUGACGGAGAACUCCCCCCCCCCCCACCCCAAGAGCAAAGAAAUGAGUUUGCAACACUUUGUUGACCUUCAGAAGCAUAUGGCUGACCUUCAUUUUUUUUUUUCCCGUUUCCAGGAACUUUCCAAAUAUAGAAACGCUCCACUCAGACAAAUACGCUUCCGGCUAAUUACCUGCAGGAGUAGUUGAGGUUACGUCGGAUGCUCCUUUUGAAGAAGCUCUUGCAGCCCUCGCACGUGAACACGCCGUAGUGUUUCCCGCUGGACUUGUCGCCGCACACCACGCAGUCCAGCACGCAGGCCUUGUCCUCAUCGGCGACGUCCACAUCGCUGCUUCCGGCGUGGGGCGAAGCCUCCUCCUCCUCCCGCCGCAGGAAUGUCACCGGAACGGAGAAAAGGUUUUCCCUUCCUCGCCAUCGUCUUUGCCUAAGAGGAGCAACUCCCAUCAAAAGUAAAGCUGUCACAACACGGUGCACUUGGACAGAGAACAUAAGGUAUCAGCUCAGUGGAGAUCAGUGGAGAGAGAAGAAGUGACUACGGAGCUGUGACAGCCGGUGUAUCCAUGGAGACGCCCGAGCCUGGCCCUGCGGAUGGUGAGCAGCGUCUGGUGGAGCUGAGACCACGAACCCGCUCCAACCCCGAAGGUGCGGAAGACCGUCGGAGCAGCACAGGUAGCCUCGGAGGCGGAGGGAAUCCCACUUUAUCGCAACCUGCCGUGGGGAGUCGUGUCGAAGGGGAGGGCGAGGCCUCGACCAGCGACAGUCCUCCGACUUCCACCACUACGAUCAUCUCCACGGCUGUGGCUCAGACCGUCACCCCUGUUGCCGCCGCGACGACCGCCGUCCAACAUGCUUUGGGAGCUGCAUGCAAGGAUCGGCCCAAGGCCACGCCACAACAGCCCACAAUGACAACCGCUGUCCUCCCACCAGCAGAAUACCAAAUCCGAGUUCCUCGUGUCAACUGUCCAGAGAAAGUGAUCAUCUGCCUGGACCUCUCUGAAGAGAUGUGUUUACCCAAGCUGGAGUCUUUUAAUGGCUCUAAAACAAACGCCCUGAACAUCUCCCAGAAGAUGAUCGAGAUGUUUGUCAGAACGAAGCACAAGAUUGACAAGCGGCACGAGUUUGCUCUGGUGGUGGUUAAUGAUGAUGCUCUCUGGCUCUCAGGCUUCACUUCAGACCCUCGAGAACUAUGCAGCUGUCUGUAUGACCUGGACACCAACGUGUGCGAGCCUUUCAACCUGGAAGAUCUUCUCAGUGUCAUUCGUCAGAAGAUCGAGCUGCCGUCAAUGGAGAAUGUUCAGACCGUGCCGCCUCCGUACGUGGUGCGGACCGUACUUAUUUACAGCCGCCAUGCCGGACAGCUUCAGCUCAACCCCUCCGAGGCGGUCAGUAAAAUGCUACAAUCUCCCUAUUUUUUCUUUGACGUGGUCUACCUCCACAAUGGUGCCGAAGAGCACGGCGAGGAUACAAGCUGGCGGGACAACUAUGCAUCUUUCUGCAACCUGGACUCAAAGGACAUGUGCUAUCGCUUCGAGGUUCCCUUGAGCGGCCCUGCCAUCGAGCUGCACAAUUGCAUGGCCAAACUUCUCGCUCACCCUUUGCAGAGGCCUUUCCAGAGCCACGCGUCCUACAGCCUCCUGGAGGGAGAUGAAGCGCAGGAUAUUGAGGCCACCGUCUAGAAGAAAUCAAAUACAGUAUACUCUGCUCUGCUCUUGAAUUAAAUUCUUGCCCUGUAUCUAGUUGUCAAGUCGUCAGAAGGUGGCAGCGUUUCUCCUGGAAAGUCGAGUAGAAACGCCCGACUCCAGUCCGGAGGGCCGCAAUAUCCACAUUUGUCUUGCUUUUCUGCCUCAUGCUGGCUGGUAGAACAAUGGACUGAAUAAUUAUCUUCAUGAAUGAUAUCGCUUAUCCACUUCUGGCGUGAAUAUGACUUAGGUUCUAAAGACGUCUCCUGUUACUUAUCUAAAGCAGUUGUUUCUUUCUUAUCCCUCCAGCACAAAGUUUCCUGUUUUUAAUCCGGCAUCAGUCUCCACUUGUGAUAGUUCUUCACUUUCUGUCACUCAAGCCUUCAUAAUUGAGGUUUUCCCCGUUGACGGCAUGUUGUUAGCGAGACAAUGGGGAGCAGGAAAGCUCGGGGCCCAGAAAGACCUUUCCCCUUUUUCCAGUGUCGGCGGGUCCUCACGUCACGGCUGCAGAUAAGAGCGUGUGUGUGGUGCGGGAGGGCCCAGCGACUACUGCUGGGAGAAUUGGUUAUCCGCUCAUCCCUGAAGAAUGACAGCUCCCCAUUGUUUUCAUUCCUUUACUCCUCCGCUGCCACGACUCCUUUCCGUACUUGCUUAGGACAGGAUAUGCUGUUUUCUUAUUUUGUUUGUCUGGGGAAUUUGGGGAGGAGCAAAGCAAUGCAACAUCAUUAACAGAAAUUCAAUUACAUCA